AUUUAAGUCAUUAUGAGAUUAUUGCUGAAGAGUUUGCACACAAAUGAGUGUAUUCUGCGGUCACACGUAUUGUCGACCAAAUGCGGGAUCAAUUGGAGACACUUGUCGUCCGUUUCGACAAUCAAUCAAAACGUGAUUAAAGAAAAUAAAUUGAAUGCAAAGCCGACCAGAAAUGAGACGAAAGCCAAUUGGAUCCCAUUCUCGAGACCCAAAUACGGCAACUUUACGCAAGAGAUGCCACAACUGGACAAUCAGUUCACUUCGGAUCCAUUCCUUCAGAAGUAUUUGCAAAGAGUUCUCCCAAAAGAAAUGUAUAACGAGAUUAGCGGCGAUUUGAGCCGAUUUGGCGGUCGUGUGGCCACAGAUAUCAACCAAUUGGGACUCGAGUGCGACAAACAUUUGCCAAAACUGAUCCAACAGAACGCUUGGGGGCAGACAUGCAAUGAUCUCUAUGUGUGCAGCGCUUGGAAACAACAGAAGACAGUGUCGGCCGACGAGGGAAUUGUGGCCAUCGGUUACGAACGCAAAUACCACGAGUUCUCGCGUUUGUAUCAAUUCGCCAAACUCUUCCUCUACGCCCCCUCUUCUGGUCUGUACUCGUGUCCCAUCGCUAUGACAGACGGCGCCGCCAAGACUAUUGAGUCACUCAAACUCACUGACCAAUCGUUUUACGAGGAUAUUUACCACCGACUGACCACUCGUGACGCCAACACGUUCUACACGUCCGGCCAAUGGAUGACCGAAAAGGGCGGCGGAUCUGAUGUCGGU
This is a messenger RNA of Medioppia subpectinata, 768 nucleotides long. Lineage: Eukaryota; Metazoa; Arthropoda; Arachnida; Sarcoptiformes; Oppiidae. The record is from the annotation of a GenBank genome assembly.